Ornithorhynchus anatinus (platypus) is the source of this 3579-nucleotide messenger RNA. RefSeq names its product prolyl-tRNA synthetase associated domain-containing protein 1. Bases 42 to 563 code for a protein of 173 amino acids. Lineage: Eukaryota; Metazoa; Chordata; Mammalia; Monotremata; Ornithorhynchidae. Gene Ontology annotation, molecular function: aminoacyl-tRNA deacylase activity. The record is from RefSeq and is a predicted model, not a curated record. The transcript is spliced from 2 exons.
GGUGUGGACAGGACCGGCCCGGCCCGGCCCGGCCCGGCGCCAUGUGUGAGUCCCCGGGGCUCCGGGCGGCGCUGGAGGAGCGGCUGAAGGCCCUGGGCAUUGCCAGCGUCAGCGUGGAGCACCCCGAGGUAUUUACUGUUGAAGAGAUGAUGCCUCACGUAAAACAUCUGAAAGGAGCCCACAGUAAAAACCUCUUUCUUAAAGAUAAAAAGAAGAAGGGGUUUUGGCUGGUAACGGUUCUCCAUGACAGGCAAGUUAACUUAAACGAUCUUGCCAAGAAGCUGGGGGUUGGGAGUGGAAAUCUGCGGUUUGCUGAUGAGGCUGCGAUGCAGGAGAAACUCCAAGUUGGGCAAGGCUGUGCCACGCCGCUGGCUCUCUUCUGUGAUGACGGAGAUGUGAAAUUUGUCCUGGAUUCGGCCUUUGUGGAAGGGGGCCACAAGAAGGUGUACUUCCAUCCGAUGACAAAUUCUGCAACUAUGGGUUUGGACCCCGCAGACUUUCUCACAUUUGUGAAGACGACGGGACACGAUCCUGUAAUACUGAACUUUGAUGAAAACAAUUGAUUCCUCCCAGAGUGGUAAAUACAAAGUUGUACUUACACUUUGGGAACUAUCAAUUUAUCUUAAAUAUAAUUCUCAUUUACCAAUGUUUGAAGAUAAUCUAUCUUUCCUAAAUCGUCUGAAUGCUAUGUGCAGAGCACUGUUCUGAGCACUCAGUACAAUGUUUUGCACACAGUAAGCACUCAGUAAUUAUGAUUAAUUCUAAGCACUUGGGAGAAUACUAACCUGACAGUCUUUUUAGUACUUCAUGGUAAACAAAGAGUAAGAGAGAGGGAAAAUAUAUUUUUAGUUUAUAAAAGCACUCAUUUUUCUAUUCUGAGUCAUUAUCUGCAGUUUCCCUUCUGCAUUUACUACCAUUUAUAAUUUGUUCAUGUGUGCAUCUGUGCUCAUGUACUUCGUAUUGCAAUUAAAUGGGAGAGACUACACUGCUAUUGUAAAGCGUUGCCUUAGUCUUGCUUUAAAAAUACACUUGUAGCAAAUUCAGUACACCUUGUGUGAAUAAUAUCAAGAGUACAGCAAUUUCUUAGAUUUCCAUUUCAUUGGGGGAAAAAAAUACACAAGCAUUGAGGUUUUCCAUUAAAAUAAAUUUCUCAGAAAACGUGGAACCCUAAAGGACCUUACUAACUCAUAGUUCUAUUAUCCCCACUGCCUAUUUUCAGUAGUCUGACGAGGAAAGAAUGCAAACUAGUAAUUUUUUUUUAAAACCUGGUAAAUGGUUUAAUCCUUUUUUCUACCUGUGAAAAUAUGGAUUUGGGGAAUUUCUAAUUUAGGUAAAUGAUUGGAGAUGGAAAAAUUGAGGUCAGAAAUAGUCACUAUUGCAGUGAUCUCACCUUUCAACUGUUUAAAUUGGACUAAUGUUACAUUCUUAUGCGGGCUUUUUCACUACGGUGCCUGUUUUUAACUGUUGCUCAUUUAAAAGGCAUACAUGACUAUCGCCCAGGCUGGGCUAAAAUCCCAGAACCCCUUUUUUUUUUGAUGGACACUUCCUUCAACUAAUAGACUUCUAUUUUGGUCUGCCAGUCAUGCUGACUACACAGAUGUGAACAAACUAAUUACUGUUCACGUACAGUGUCGAUCAGGUUUCCUGUAUAAUGCACCCUAGAAAGGUUACUCAUUCAAUCCCACAUCCCUUGGGGCCGCUGGAUAAAUGUUAAAUAAGGAUCUUGACCUUUAAUCUGUAUUCCUUAAACUUGUAAUUUGGUGUAAAAUGGCCUCUGAAAAACUCCAAGAGAGCCCUGGAGACUGUCCAAUUUAUGUAAAUAUGCCAAGAUGUCAGCCAUGAGAGAAAACCAAGCAACACAUAAAGAACACUGGAGGAACAAUUCCCACAGCUACACUGUUUGAGCAUGUGUUUAAUAUUCUGCUGUGUUGUUCUUCACAAGCACUUAGUACAGUGCAUUUCGUGCUGUGGGGGUUGAUAAAUACCAUUGCUAUUACAACUAUUAUGUGGUUUUAUUUUUAAGAAUAGAAAAUAUUUAAAUGUCAACUACUGGUAUGGCCUUGUUUGUCAAGGAAAUUUCUCAUGAAUAAAAACACUCCUUAACUAGUUAAAGAAUAAUCAGAAAAGGAACAAAUCAUAAUACCCCCCCCCCCCCACCAAAACCCUACUCCAUCACUUUUUUACUUUUUUUGAAGAAUCUAAAAUUGUUUCAACCUGGUUGUGGCUGUUAGGUUUGAAUUUGUAAACUGAUUUUAGGGUAACAAAUUUUGUACUCCAACUGGCUGAAGUUGAUGGAUUUGAGGGUCCCCUGGCUUUUCUUCAAUUACAACUUAGCUGUUGUCAUUAUUUAGUGAUCAGUCACAAGCAAGUACACAAUGAGGAACAACAUAAAAUCCUACCUUUAUGCCGGGAAUUUUAUCAUCAUACAUUGAUGUCCACCACCAAAACAAUAUCUUCAUCUGAGAGCAGCCAAAUCAUGAAUGAAAUCCACCUACCAACACCCCUUCCAAAAAAUGGCCACCUUUCCGAGAGGCCCCAGGUCAUCUCCCUGCUCAUGUUGGUCUUGUCCAAUUCACUACAAUAGCUAAACUAGGGGUGCCCUCCCUCAUUUGUAUGUUGGCAUAAAUUCAUGGUCUUGCCUCCAAAUAUGAAGGAUAAAAUCCCGCAUAAGUGAAGUCUAUCCAGUGGUGCUCUUCACCCUUGAAAUACGGAAAAUAUUUUUUAAAAUUGCAGGAGAAGUGCACGCACUGGGUACAAGCAGGGAGAUUGCAUGACAUUUCUUCAUUCCCUCAGGUGGAGUUCACCAGGCGAGUCUGCCCAGCCCGGGUAGAGCUGGAGAGACACUGCUCUUUUCUGCUGGCAUAGCAGGGCUAAGUUCAAGGGGCAUCUCAGGCAAACAGAGGUAUGGAGUCGGGACUGAGCCCAGAGGUUUUGGCAGUGUUGAACGUUUGAGCCCCGAGAAGCACGACAGGGCCACUUAGUACAUGCUGUUACAAGAACAAACAUUCUAUAAACAUAACCAUAAAACACUUCCUGCAGAAGGAGGACUUCUCAACAUAGUUUAUUUACUUCUACUUAUGUGGGCUUUAAUACAAUAAUAAUUGUGGAAUUAUGAGGCACUUACUAUGUGCCAGGCACUAUCCUAAGCACUGAGUAAGCCUUUCAGAGAGAGUUGUUUCCUAGAUGGAAAGCAAUGCACUGUAUUUGCAGGAAUGAGCUGAAUGAGAGGCUGCUCUAUUCCAAGAUCAGAAAUAUUUUUAUCUAGCCUCAAAACUGAUUGGAUCGUUUCUUAUUUUCAGUAAUUGAAUCAGGAUACCUCCAAGUUUUACAGAGUAUUAUUUGGGCAAGUUGAGCCGAUCGGUAUUUUAAAUGAUAGUUUUUUUGGUUGGUUUGUUUUUCAAGCUAGUGUGCUAUUUUUGGCCUCUAACCUGCAAAGAGAAAUUCAUUAUGCAGUUAUUUCAUUUUAAAUUGCAUUAUUUCAAAAGGUGAACUUCAAAACUAAUUUUUUUUCCUGAGACUGAUGUUGAGAGUUGGAAUCUUCAUGAAAUAAAUGUGUAAACAAAACCCCAAUAGGGAACA